Exophiala oligosperma is the source of this 2348-nucleotide messenger RNA. RefSeq lists its product as uncharacterized. The coding region runs from base 1222 to 1590 and encodes 122 amino acids. Lineage: Eukaryota; Fungi; Ascomycota; Eurotiomycetes; Chaetothyriales; Herpotrichiellaceae. The transcript has 2 exons. The record is from RefSeq and is a predicted model, not a curated record.
CUCUCAUUGGGAACUGUCAUUAUCUUCUCAUCAGUCCACACCUCCUGCGGCCAUUCUGUUUCUAGACUCACCCUCGCGCAUGCUCGAUCUGCUUGCUCGGCUCCACGACGAUCCUCUGCAGCAGGACAAUGCUCUGACGCGCGACGAUUUCUGAAACGCCACUAUAGACGAGCGAUAAGUCUGAAUUUAUCCACUAACUAUACUACACCAGCGAUACUUUCAGAGGCUCCUUCCUUAUGUCUUCAUCGUCGAGAUUCAUUGGAGUUUAGUCUGCGAGGGGCUUAUUCACUCAGAAACAUAUGAACAGAGGGGCAACGUUCCCGACUAAUCCGUCCAGAGAGUCUAAAAUUAAGAGAUUGAGGUAUGCCCUUUCCCAGACGACGUCUCCGUGAAUCGCAGGCUUCAGCUCAGCCUAGCUUCAACGUUGAUUUCUCUCGGAUUCGCUUUCCAAACCUUUCCAAGACCAACGGGAUCGGGAUGCAGGCCAGGGCAAUAAAGCCCAAGAGUGAGUUGCCCCAGCCCAAAGUCAGGGAUUUGUACAUCGGAGACCCAGCGAGAGGGAGGACGGCGCCCACAAGUGAUCGAGUAGCGGUAAGGGUCGCUACAGCGGAUGCAGCGUAUGUGGGGUAACAGUCGAUCAGAUAAGUUUGAAUGGGUAAAAAGAUACCAAUCAUUCCGAAGCCGAAAGGGGCCAGUCCGAUGAUGGGCACGAUCCAUUGUACCUUCUUGUCCGCCGCCCAGCCGUACCAGAAGAAGCUGAUUGGAAUAAAACAGGCGAAGAAGAUCAUCAGCGGCAUUCGCAUUUCCGGCUGGAAUUCGCCCCCAUUGCGUUCCAUCAACCUCACGACCAUGCGAUCUGAGCUUAAAGCGACUAUAGCCGCCCCAAUGAAGAAACCGAUGCCGAGUCCGAGGUAAGCCAGACCGGUCAUUUGAGGAGACCACUUAUACUGGCCUUCGAAGACCUCUGUGAUCGUGGUGAAGAGCAGAUACAUCAGACCGUAGGCAAUCGACAUGUACAGAGACAAGACGAAGACGAUCGGAGACUUGACGAGCAUUUGCAAGGGCCGGAGCAUCCCUAUGCGGAGAGCAUGCUGAGGGCUGACGGGACCGGUCUCUCGGUCAUACCAGCUGAUCAGGUCGUUACGGCCGAGCUCUUUGGCUAGUCGCUGUGUCUUCCAGCGGAUCAAGACUCGGGCAUAUGUCUCUUUGUUGAGUAGCUCGAUGCCGACCGUGGCCACGCCACCGGCGAUUAACAAAACCCAGAAGACCCAUCGCCACCCGGCUUGUUGGGCGAUGAAGCCGCCACAGAUCGGCCCUACCACUGGACCAAAGAGCGGACCGGCGCUCCAAAUGGACGUUGCCAUACCGCGUUGGGCGACCGGAAACAUAUCAGCGAUAAGACCUGCGCCCACAGUCAGGCACCCCGAUCCGCCAAUGCCGGCCAUGAACCGAGAGAAGACCAGGAGACCGAUGUUGGGGGCACGAGCGCAACCGAUCUGCCAGGCGACGAAGAAGAUAUUCGUGCAGGUUAGCACGAUCCGUCGCCCGCAUAUCUCACUCAUGGGUGCGAGCACCAAGGGGCCGAACUAGGGUUCAGGUCAGCAAAGACCGUCCGUAAGAGUGUGGUGCACACACUGGGUUUCCCAUUGAUCUGCCAGACUCCCAAGAUGGUGAACUUACCGCGUAUCCAAGAACAUAAACACUCACGCUGAAUGCAAGGAGGGUCUGCUGUUUUACAUCAAACUCUCUCGCCAUAAAUCCGGCUGCGGGAGCGAACAUGCUUGACGCCAAGGGAGAAACAAAAGACAUUGCGGACGUCAAGAGCAGCAGCAACAUUUUUCGCCGCCAUGCGAAAUUCAGCGGAUUCUCGGGGUCGUCUGGCCCUUCCCACCCAACAAUACCAUGAUCGAGAUCUAUUCUCUCCAAUACUGGAAUCUCUUCUCGGAGCUCGUGCGUCUCAUAGUCACGGUUUGCGUCGAACUGCAGAGGCUGAAUGGCAGGAUCGCUGCGGCGGCUUUCAUUCGACGAAUCGGACCUGCCUGGCUUUUCGGAGCCCUUUUCUGCGUCAAUGCUCGGAUCGGAACGAGACGAAUCUCGGGUAUUUUUUUCAUUGUUGGCUAAGGGGUCUGCCAUAGCGAAGACGAGCUUUGACGAGCCGGAGUCGCUAAUAGAAGUAGCGAAAACACUUGGAAGAGGUCAUUGACUCCAUAUGUAGCAUGAAAGGAGGCGCAGGAGGGAAAGAGCAUCGAGGAGUAGCUUCGAUUCUUCCUUUCAAGAGAAGAGACCGGCAUCUCGUGCUUGCAGGUACUCAUACUCCGUACUUACUUCUGAUGUGCACAACCCGAGAU